This is a messenger RNA of Zingiber officinale, 1273 nucleotides long. RefSeq lists its product as uncharacterized. The transcript is spliced from 3 exons. The record is from RefSeq and is a predicted model, not a curated record. Bases 350 to 1273 code for a protein of 307 amino acids. NCBI's taxonomy places the organism in Eukaryota, Viridiplantae, Streptophyta, Magnoliopsida, Zingiberales, Zingiberaceae.
UCUUUCUCUGUACUCGCUCGCCGCUCCCCCACCCUAAGCGCCGCUCCGAUCCUCUCCCUUUCUCUUCCGUUAGCUGCUCUCGUCAUCGCUGCUUUUCUCCGUGCUCCUCCCUAAUCUUCUCUCAGCGGCGCUCCUCUCCCUUUCUCCUCCCUCUGCUCUCGUUCGUUGCCGCUCCUCUCCCUAAUCUGCUCUCACUGUCGCUGGGAUCUUCACCCACGCUCACGCAUACCUGUGCCGCCGCCGGCCUCCACCAUGAUUCCUCCACAGCACUGCAUACACGCUAUGAUUCUGCCUUUCUCCUCCCAAACUCAUUCUUGUCGUCGCUGCUCCCUAAUCCGCGGAUCUCACCAUGAUUUGUUGUGGAUUGGAAGAAUUUAAUAGUCACCUUGCUCCUUUCUACCUAAUCGAAUCAAAUAGGAUCAUUAUGGAUAAGAGUUGGAUGUUUUUACCAAGACAAACUGAGGAGUAUAGAAAUGGUGUUCAAAGUUUCUUACAUUUUGCAUUUUCUAAUGCAAAUAUAAAUGGAAUGAUUUUAUGUCCAUGUAUACGGUGUAAGAUUGGUAUAUUUGUUUCCAGAGAGGUUGCCUUUGAUCAUUUGACGGUUGAUGGAUUUAUCAAAGGUUAUACUCAUUGGGUAGCUCAUGGAGAGAUAUCAUAUAGUACAUCUACAAACUCUGCUUCUGUUCCAUCUAAAAAUUAUGCAGAUGAUAUGCAAGGUUUAGUUUAUGAGGCAUUUGGGAUCUCAGACAAUGAUAAUAUAAUUAGCACAUCAGAAUUUGAAAAUGAUAAUGAGAUUCCAACGGGAGAGGCUGAGAAAUUCUAUAAAUUAAUUGAUGAUUCACAAAAAGAAUUAUAUCCAGGAUGCAAGAAAUUCUCAAAACUUGCAUUCAUGAUUUGCUUGCUUCACUUAAAGUGUCUAGGCAAAAUUAAUAAUAAGAUUUUUGAUAUGCUUUUAGAUUUGUUGAGAGAAGCAUUUCCUAAUGCAAUGGAUGAUUUGCCUAAGUCAUACUAUGAAGCAGAGAAAUUGAUGAAGCAAAUAGGACUUGGUUAUGAAAAGAUUGAUGCUUGUCCUAAUGAUUGCACUUUGUACUGGAGAUUGGAUAAAGAAAGAAUUCAAUGUGAAACAUGUAGUGAGCUCAGAUGGGAAACAUCCGAAAAUGAUUCAACCGGUGAAAAGAGAAAAAUUUCACGUAAGGUUUUAUGGUAUUUUCCAAUAAAGCCUAGAUUGCAACGGUUGUUCAUGUCAUCCAAAACAGCAUCCCAUAUGAGAUGA